AUGGCUGAAAUUGGCUCUCCGGGCACGAGAACUCGAGGUAUAGAAAAUAUAAUAGAUGCUCCUAGUUUCUCUUUGGGAUUCACUCAACAAGAAAACCCCAUUGCAGGAGGGUCAUCUUAUGCUAAGAUGCAUAGCAAAAAAAUCAAUGAUCCAAGAAGGAACAAACAACAUCAUGAUUCUCAUGAUGAUAAAGAAACAAAGAGGAAACAGUCAGCACCAGAUAAGAAAGUUUCUCAAGUGCCGCUACAGAAGAAGAGAAAGGUUGCCAAGAAUGUUCCUGGAGGCAAGGGCAAAAAAGUAGUUCGGAAGAAACCUUCAAUUGAUGUAGAAGACGUUGGAGAGGAUUCUAGAUUUUUGGUCACGAAGCAACCUGCCGUGGCCCCAUCUAUGCAAGGAUACACGAACGUUAAUGUAAUCAGUGACAUUAGGGCUAAACUAAAGGGGGCUGGUCAGAUGGACAAGUUUGCAGACUCUAUUUUUGGGAAAUAUCUCAGAAUGCAGCAUAUGGAUGUACAAGCACAGUUGUUCAGCAUUAGAGAAUUUUCACUAAUCACUGGAUUGAAUUGUGUCUCCGACGCAAAUGAGUUUGUAUACGAUAAGGCGGAAAAAAAUAGGCUUAUGGAUGAUUAUUUGGGUGGAACAUCUGAUCACAUCAAAAGGGGGCAGCUGAUUGAGUGUUUCAACAAUACAGAUUGGGAGGACAAAGGCGAGGACGCAGUAAAGAUGGCCAAAUUGUAUUUUAUAAAUACUUUCGUAUUCUGCGGUGAGCCUGUUCGAUCGAACAUACCUAGGAUACAUUUUGACGUUGUAGAGGAUGGGAGAUAUGUUGAUUAUCCUUGGGGCAAAGAGUCCUUCAAAGAGUUGGUUACAAGCAUCAGUCAGAAAUAUGCCGAUUUCAAGCAAUAUUAUAGGAUUCACGGAAUGCCAAUUGCCAUGCAAGUUUGGCUGUAUGAAUCUUGUUCAAAAGUCCCAUCAAAUAUUGCAAUUAAGUCGGGGAAUUUAAUUCCAAGAAUAUUGAAUUGGCGGACUGUUGAUCAAAGACCAAAAUUUGAUGCUUUGAUGGAAGGCAUGUUUAGAGAUGACAUUCACUCGAUUUGUACUUUUCAUGAUGUUGUUCCAACCACUGCUGAGUUGGAACGACUUAAUUUGCCUCCUGUUGUUUCACAAGCUAUCCCCAACUUAACACAUGGAGUUGAAGUUGCUGAAGGCAACGAGAUGGUUGAUGAUGAAUAUGAUGACUUCAGUACCACACCACCACACAAUGUAAGGGGUAAACAGCAACAGCGGUCUGCCGUAUCUGAUUCACCGCCUCAUAAGAAACGCAGACCGGUUUCAGUUACAGAUUCUACUGUUAGGAAACAACCAGCCCGGAACGAACCACUCAGAGCAUCGAAGGACGCUUCGACAUCAACGCAUCGUGUUGUCCAAACAGCCACCAAAUCCGAUGAGGUGAAACUGCUCAGACAGGAGUUUCAAGCUUUUAAGAACGAUGUAUCUGCUCAGUUUACUGAGAUUAACAAGUCCAUGGAUGAUAUUCGCAAGUCCGUGGAUGAUAUUCGCAAGUGCAUCGAUGACAAAUUCAAAAUGGUUGUUGAGGCAAUAAAGGGAAAUCAAACCUCAGAAAAGGCUGCCGAUAGCGAAGCUCCAGUAAAUCAAUACGAGGUUGACAUACAAUACUCGCAUGAAUUCAAUCAAGAACAACAAUAUGCCAAAGAGACAUCAACUGUCAAAGUUGGUAUGGAUGAAAAUAAGUUGGCAGGCACAAUGUUAACUGGCGAUGUUUCUGGUGUUGGAAUGCUCCGAAGUACACAAAGUGGGGAUACUUUAAGGGCUUCAACUGAAGAGAUUCAAGGUAGCGGUGAAACACCCCCGAAACCAACACAACCACAGGGCGAGGCAGUCAUUGUGCAUACACAUGUGUCCGAUCCGGCAGUGCAACAAGGUGGGGUAAAUGAUGAUGCAAAAUUUAGUGCAUCAGAGCAAAUGGUAGCAGAGUUGCUAAUCCAAUGUCCUCUUGCCACCGUGAUUCCUCUUGGUCCCCCUGCAAUACAAGUUAAUGAUCAAGCUGAUGCCUACAUGUUUAAGACCCCUCAGAGCAGCAAAGUUGAGAACGUUGUACCAAAUUCUCAAUGGUUAAUUCCUGAUGAUGAAUUACCCAGCCAACUUGGAGUACAACCAACAACGGGGCAAGGUUUAGCUGCUGAAAUAGCACAACCUUCAAUCGAAAAUACUGAACGCCGAAUGAUUGUCCACCCUAGCGUUGUGCGAGAUAGGAAACCCAGCAAAUACACUGUGUCCCCUUUCAUGCCAAAUUACAGCUCAGCAAGUUCUUCUGCAAGGUCUUCUGUCCCUAUCAAAUUUGAGAAGAAGCACCCCUUUGUAGAACAUCCAAUAAAUGCCCCUGCAGACAUGGCGUAUUUUCAAGAAUAUGAAAUUUGGCUCAAGAAGGGUCUGUUAUCAAGGCAUGAUAAAAAAAGAGACAAGGAAAACCACUAUAGAAAAAACAAGGAAUUAGUGGAUCCUAAUGAUGCAGAUAUGUCACUCAAGUUAGGCGUCACACUUUUUAAAGACAAAAAUUGGUUCUACUUGUUAUCAAUGGAAGGGAGACUUUGGAAUGAUGAGCAUCUUGAUGUUAUUUUUUACUACCUCCGUAAGAAAGGCAAAUAUGAAGAUAACAGCACAUACAAAUAUACCACCGUCAGCUGUAUACUACAUACCAUAAUCACAGAGAUUUACCAUGCUUGGAAAAAUCCGGAAUCAUCCACAAGUGUUGUUAGCAAGGAAUCUGACGUAUGUGAGUACAUAAAUGGGUACAGGUUGAUGGGUAAUGUACCAUGGCAUACAAUUGACAACAUAUUAAUCCCUGUCAAUGUGAAAGAGGAAAAUCACUGGAUUUUAGUGGUUAUAUCAUUCAUUGACAGGUGUGUAUUUGUUAUUAAACAUACGCAAUAG
This is a messenger RNA of Lycium barbarum (goji berry), 2952 nucleotides long. RefSeq lists its product as uncharacterized. Bases 1 to 2952 code for a protein of 983 amino acids. The record is from RefSeq and is a predicted model, not a curated record. The transcript has 10 exons. NCBI's taxonomy places the organism in Eukaryota, Viridiplantae, Streptophyta, Magnoliopsida, Solanales, Solanaceae.